Messenger RNA from Zophobas morio, 2473 nucleotides. RefSeq names its product collagen alpha chain CG42342. Gene Ontology annotation, biological process: extracellular matrix organization. Gene Ontology annotation, molecular function: extracellular matrix structural constituent conferring tensile strength. The transcript is spliced from 22 exons. The coding region runs from base 101 to 1903 and encodes 600 amino acids. NCBI's taxonomy places the organism in Eukaryota, Metazoa, Arthropoda, Insecta, Coleoptera, Tenebrionidae. The record is from RefSeq and is a predicted model, not a curated record.
CGGCCAUGUGCGGCGGUCUUCAGGAGUGAUGUAACGGGAGCCGGCGUCGUCGACGAGCGAAAUGCAAUAGCGAGACAUCGUGGCGUCCAAAGGGGUGGCGAUGGAAGCGGACGAACCGCCGAAGAAGGCCACCGGGUGUCGAGUGCCGCGGCCCGGACUUGGGCCAGUGCUGCUGUGUGUGGCGGUGGUGUGUGUGACAGUGUGUGGUUUCGUGGGGUGGCGGCAGGUCAGGGCCGAGCUGGGCCUGCUGGAGGAGAGGGUGCGACUGCUGGAGAAGAGGGCCGCCGAGGGGGCGGACGGGCUGCUGGAGCGGCUGCGGCGGGAGGCGGACGGGGUGGCGAAGAGGAGGGUGCUGAGGGACGUGGGGGCGAGAGGGGCCAAGAGGGACGCGCCGGAAUGCAUCUGUCCUGCAGGACCACCAGGCCCCCCCGGCCCCCCGGGCCCCCCUGGAAAGCGCGGCCGAAAAGGGAAAAAGGGCGACGCCGGCGACCCAGGCCCACCGGGUUCCGCUGGGGCGCCGGGCAAGAACGGCUUUCCGGGUGACAAGGGUCAGAAAGGCGAUAUGGGCUACAUGGGUCCGACAGGGGUGCGCGGAUUUCCGGGAUUUCCGGGUCCGAUCGGUUUGGACGGCCCGAAAGGAGACCCCGGCCGGCCCGGCGACAAAGGUCAAAAGGGCGAAGUGGGCAACCCCGGCUUCGACGUUUUCCAAGCGGUCAAACUGCCUGGAAGGGGUUUAAAAAGAUCAGUAACGACCCUUCGUGGAGGCACCCUGGGCUACGCCGAGAUCGUAGCAGUGAAGGGUGAACCCGGCGAACCCGGCCCCCCAGGUCCUCCAGGACCGCCCGGUUCAGAGGGACUCCCCGGCCACGACGGCAGGCAAGGAAUGCCAGGAGAACCGGGACCGCCGGGAGACAAGGGCGAGCCGGGACCCAUGGGUCCCGUGGGACCCCCAGGACUCGACGGUCUUCAAGGUCCUAAGGGGGACAGGGGGGUAAUUGGCAUGAUGGGAGCCCCAGGAUUCCCGGGACUACCAGGACACAUGGGCUUGCCUGGCAUACCGGGCCGAAAUGGAACGAAAGGACAACGCGGCGACAAGGGCGACAAAGGCGAGCGCGGCCUCACGACCACCCUCAGCGGCGACUUCCCCACCGGACUGGUCGAAGGGCCUCCGGGCCCCCCCGGACCCCCUGGUGAAAAGGGCGAAGCCGGACCCAUGGGCCCUCCUGGCGCGCCCGGGGAGAAGGGCGCCCGCGGCCGGCGAGGAAAACGGGGACGAGAUGGAGAUGUGCUAGCAAAGGGCCUGCCAGGCCCUAAAGGGGACGCGGGUGACCCAGGGCCCAGGGGGGAUAAAGGGUUUGCAGGCUUUCCAGGCCUUCCAGGUCCCAAGGGCGACAUGGGCUUGAUGGGUACCCCAGGCGAGUCCGGUCUCAACGGGGAACCAGGACCCCAAGGUCCGCCAGGUCUUCCGGGCCAAGUCGGUCCCAAGGGCGAGAAGGGCGAGUACGGCGACAUCGGGCCGCCGGGUCUCAUGGGCCCGCCGGGGCUCCCCGGCCCGCCCGGCUACCCCGGCCAGAAGGGCGAGAAGGGCGAAAAAGGCGAAUCAAAAUACAAAAAGCUGCGACGGAGACAGUUCCAGGGUGACGGUACUGGGGAGGUGACGACGGGCGAGGUGGUCAUGGGUCCGCCGGGACCUCCGGGACCGCCCGGCCAGAACGGGUUGCAGGGUCCUCCGGGAAUUAAAGGCGACAGAGGGAUGGACGGGAUAAAGGGCGAACCCGGCGAGAAGGGCGCAAAAGGAGAUCCGGGACCGAUGGGCCUACCUGGUCCCAUGGGUCUAAGGGGGGAAAGUGGUCGUCCGGGUGACUAUGGCAAACCAGGGCCCAUGGAGGACAAUAACUGGUGAUUCCCCGGAUCGUGAAGAUACUGCCAAACGUCGGCAUGCAGGGUGUCCGCGAACACCCUGUAUGCGUUGGGAGAUGAUAUUCUAAAUAGGAUUAAAGAGAAAUGUUUGUAUUUAUGCUGUAUUUACGCUGUAUAUCAAAAGGUCGCAACGAGAUUGCGACUUCCGACUCAUCCAGAAGCCUGUUAGGCGUCGACAAACCGUUUUACGUCCAUUUAGUACUUAACCUCCACCUUUACAGACUUGUCAAUUGAUAUAGGAGUGUAUUGAUAAAGAACCUAGACAGUGAAGAUCGAUUUUUAUAUAUUUAUUGAUACAUUUGUAAAAAGUUUUGCAAGACCAUUAAUUUAUAAGUUGAGAAUGUGUUGUAAUAUAAGUGUUACAUUUUUAUAGGUGUCUUAUAGUAGUAGUUUGUAACUAAGAAAAGAAAAACACAAAUAUUACGUGACUGAUACUAGAUUAGGGUUUGUAAAACCGAAAACCUGUAAGAUAUUUUACUUUUAAUAUUUUUAGGUUAACUAAAUAAGCUUCUGUAAACGAUAACAUGUACGAAAUAAAUGUAUGUGCAUGUGC